Messenger RNA from Diceros bicornis minor, 1681 nucleotides. RefSeq names its product kallikrein related peptidase 12 (gene KLK12). Gene Ontology annotation, biological process: proteolysis. The record is from RefSeq and is a predicted model, not a curated record. The coding region runs from base 447 to 1193 and encodes 248 amino acids. NCBI's taxonomy places the organism in Eukaryota, Metazoa, Chordata, Mammalia, Perissodactyla, Rhinocerotidae. Gene Ontology annotation, molecular function: serine-type endopeptidase activity. The transcript has 6 exons.
AGUUUGGAGAGGGGGGAGAAGUAGCAGGGCUGGGACUUCCUUCCUUCUCUCCCGGGUCCCUUCCCCUCUCUCCUUCCAUUUAGCUGUAAAGUUCAGUUAAGUGUCGUCAGCUGAGAAGAGUUUCUAUAGAAUUAGAGGGUGCCCCACCCCGUGUCUUCCUGUCCCCUUCCCUCAACCCGGAAACUGAAUGGGCUGGGACAAAGAGAGUUAAAAGCUGUGUCAGCUGGCAGCAUGAGACAGACAGACAGGAGGAGGGGGACAGGUGGGGCAGCAUGAGAGGUGGCUGAGAAGCCAGGUGGACGGUGGGGCAGCUGACUGGCAGGGUGGCUGGCCGGUGAAAAGGACAGGCAGGUAGGUGGACAGAGGCAGACUGUCAUAGGUUGAAGCUGCGACAGCCACCUGGAGGACGGGACAGCAGAGAGACAAGAACUGGGAGGUGGCCCACUAUGGGGCCCAGGAUCUUUUUGCUCCUGUGUGUUAUUGGACUCAGCCACGAGACUGACGUGAAGAUUUUAAGCGGCAGGGAGUGUGUCCCUCACUCACAGCCUUGGCAGGUCGGGCUGUUUGUGGGCACCAACCUGCGCUGUGGGGGGGUCCUCAUCGACCGCAGGUGGGUCCUCACAGCUGCUCACUGCAGCAACAGCAGGUACUGGGUGCGCCUGGGGGAACACAGGCUCAGCCGACUGGACUGGACGGAACAGAUUCGGCGCAGCGGCUUCUCCGUGACCCACCCCGGCUACCAGGGAGCCCGGCAGAGCCAUGACAAUGACCUCCGGCUUCUGCGACUGGGCAGCCCCGUUUUCUUGACCCAGAGUGUCCAACCCCUGCGCCUGCCCACCACCUGUGCAGCACCCGGCACUGAGUGCCUUGUCUCAGGCUGGGGCCUCACCAAUCAAUCAUGGAGCCCAUUCCCGGAUCAGCUCCAAUGCCUCAAUGUCUCCAUCGUCUCCAAUGCCAAGUGCAGGGCCGUGUUCCCCGGGAGAAUCACGGAGAACAUGGUGUGUGCGGGCGGCGUAGCAGGGGAGGAUGCCUGCCAGGGUGACUCUGGGGGCCCUCUGGUGUGUGGAGGAGUCCUUCAGGGUCUGGUGUCCUGGGGGGCCACGGAGCCUUGUGGGCAAAAAGGCAUCCCGGGAGUCUACACCAAUAUUUGCAAAUAUGUGGACUGGAUCCAGAAGAUCAUAAGGAACAACUGACCUUCUCCCUCCACCUCCAUCCCUCAGCUUGGGGGCCACUCUGACCCUCAGAGCACCGACAUCUCCUCCAUCAUCACCCCCAGCUCCCAAACUUCUUGGUCUGGGUAUCUUCCUGGAACUUCAACUCCAGCCAGCCCUUCUAAGACCCAUGAUUGGGGGAGGAGGGAGUGUGUGACUAUCUGGAAUAAAUAUAAUAUAACUGGAGGAGGGGAUAUGUCUGUCUAUUUGAUGUCCCCAGGCUGGUUGAGACUGGAGUUUCAUUUCCCCUACCUAACAGGCGUAGAAAUACAGAUCAGAGAGGGAGAGAAUUUUCCCUCAGGGGUCACACAGGAGUGGAGUAGAAAAAGUUACUUAUAACAAUAAAGAUAAGGGCCAUUUUUCUCCAUGCGGCACAAUAGGAACAGUGCCCAGAGCUUAUAAGCUUUUCGAGGGCCCAUGAAGGAUAUAAAGGGGAGAAAAAAUGAUUGGCUCCAAAAUACCAAAUGAAA